AUGAAGAUUAUCUCAAAACUUCUUGCAAAUAGAUUGAAACCUCUUCUUCCUAGUCUUAUCUCAGAGCAACAGAACGCCUUCGUUCCUGGUAGGCUGAUUCAAGAUAAUCUUAUCUUAGCGCAUGAGGCUUACCAUUACCUCAAGUUGAAGAGGUCAAAGAAAGGUCAUGAAUUCGCCUUAAAGUUGGAUAUGCAAAAGGCUUAUGAUAGGGUUGAAUGGGACUUUCUCGAAGCGGCUUUGUUGAAGUUUGGUUUUAGUUUGGCGUGGGUGAGGCUGAUUAUGAAGGUGGUUACCUCGGUUUCUUUCUCAAUCAUGAUCAAUGGGAAGCAGGGGAGCUAUUUUAAUCCUUCAAGAGGGUUGCGACAAGGGGAUCCCCUGUCGCCUUAUCUUUUUCUUAUUGUUGGGGAAGUUUUAUCAAGGAAUAUUGAAGCUGAGAUCAGAAAGGGGAAUCUUCAAAGUAUAAAGCUUAGUCCUCAAUGUCCAGGGCUCUCUCAUCUUAUGUUUGCUGACGAUACAAUCUUGUUCUCUAAGGACACUGCCUCAAAUUGUAGGGCUUUGAAGUUGAUCUUGGACUCUUAUUGUGUUGCUUCUGGACAAGCUGUUAACCUUGGUAAGUCAUCAGUUUUCUUCUCUGUUAACUCUCCUCUUGAAAUUCGUGAGAUGGUUACAGCGGAGUUGGAAAUUCCUAUCAGUUCUCAGCCGGGAAUUUAUCUCGGUCUUCCCACUAUUUGGGGAAAUUCCAAGAAAAGUGCGAUGGCUUACAUACGAGAGAGAAUUAAUCAAAAAAUUCAAGGGUGGAAGGCUAAUAUUCUUUCUCAAGCUGGAAGAGAGGUGCUAAUUAAAGCUGUUGCCAUGGCGGUUCCAGCAUAUCCUAUGGCUAUCUUUCUGCUUCCGAAGGUGCUUUGCAAAAAAAUCAACUCUGAUCUUUCUAAGUUUUGGUGGGGAUUCAAUGAGUCUAAAGAGAAAAUGCACUGGAAGUGUUGGGAUGACCUUUGCAAGGGAAAAUUUGAAGGUGGUCUUGGAUUCAAAAAUUUACAAGCAUACAAUUUGGCUCUUCUUGCUAAGCAUUGCUGGAGGCUAGUGAAUAACCCUUAUUCCUUGUGGGCUCGGGUUCUCAAAGCUAGAUAUUUUCCCCAUGUGAGUUUCUUGAAUGCAAAAAAAGGGUCUAGGCCGUCUUGGAUUUGGAACAGCAUGCUUGCUGGCAGAGACUCUAUUGCGGAGAAGUCGAUUUGGAGGGUGGGAAACGGUAAGAGCAUUGAUGUUUGGGUCGAUAGAUGGGUCCCAAACAACAAUGGUGGUCGUAUCAUUCCCACUGAUUUGGCAAACCGGUUCACUCCCUUGUUGGUUGCGGAUUUAAUAGAUUCUCAAAUGAAUUGGAGCAUUGAUCACCUGAAAGGGUUUCUUAGUAAGGAGGAUAUGAGUGCCAUUGGUGCAAUUGACACUGGUAGUGAGCAGGACAGUGAUGUGUUUGUGUGGCCUCACUCAAAAAGCGGCUCUUACUCGGCUAAGAGUGGGUACAAGUUGAUUUACUCUGAGUUGGGGAAAAAUUCUGGGAAGAAGAUAAAGCCUUCCACAUCUCACAUCAUUGAUUCCAAAGUUUGGAAAGCUAUCUGGAAACCAGGUUUUGUUCCUAAGAUCUCUAAUUUUAUGUGGCGUGCCCUUUCUAAUGCUUUGUCCACAAAUUGGUGUAUUUUUAAGAAAAAAAUCAUUCCUAGUCCGAUGUGUGAGCUGUGUGGAGAGCAUCAGGAAACUGUGGAGCAUUGUUUGUUGCUUUGUCCUUGGACCAAGGCGGUUUGGUUUGGAAGCACUCUUUGUUACAUUCCGGAUAUAGCUUCAAUUUCUACUCUUGAUGUUUGGCUGCUUGCUAUGUUUAAGAAAUUCAGUGGUGGGGAUGGUGGUACUUCUAACCUUUUCUUGUUAGUUUGCUUCCAUCUAUGGGAAAUAUGGAAGCAAAGGUGCAAGGCAGUCAUGAAGAAGAUUCUCCCAGACCCGGCUGCUACAAUUGAGUGUAUUCAGCGCAGUUUUGCCAAGUGGUCUGUUGUUCAGCCUAUUAUGCCGGAAGGAAAUGGGGAGGUUGGUCAGGUGGUCAGGUGGCUUCCUCCUCCUCCAGGUUUUGUGAAGGUGAACUUUGAUGCCUCUUGGAAUUCAAAACAGCCUAAGUGUGGAUUGGGAGUGGUUAUUCGUGAUGAGAAGGGUGUGUGUUUAGUGGGAGCAAGUCGUGUCAGUUCUCAUAAUUCUGCGGUUGAGGCUGAGUCUAUGGCGACUUUGGUGGGGCUUCAUAUGGUGGCUGACAUGCAUCACAAGAAGGUGGUGAUAGAAGGUGAUUGCAAGGAGAUUAUAAGCGCUUUCAAGGGUGAUUCUUGUGCUAAUUGGAGCGGACGCUGCGGCCAAGCUUGCAAUGGUGGAGUUGAGCUCUUCGGAAUGGGUGGAGACACCCCCAACUUCCCUCUGUCGGGUGUUGAGGAACGAUGGUUUACCAGGACCGCCCUAAUGUCUUGUUGUCUGCUUUAUUGCUUUAGUUUGGAUCUAAAAAGAUCCUUCUCUGCAAUAUCUGAAGCUUCCAAAUGCUCAGUGCAAGGGUUUCCUUUGGUAAGGAAUAUCAGUGAGCUUCCGCAGAAUAGCUAUGGAAUAGGAGGUUUGGCUCACACCACUGUUGCAGGGUCACUCUUGCAUGGCUUGAAAGAGGUUGAGGUUUGGCUACAGACAUUUUCUCCAGGAUCAGGUACACCAAUACACAGGCACUCGUGCGAAGAAGUGUUUGUUGUCCUAAAGGGCAGUGGAACUAUGUAUCUUGCACCAAACUCACACGCAAAGUACCCUGGAAAGCCACAAGAGUUCUCCAUCUUUGCAAAUAGCACAUUUCAGAUCCCUGUUAAUGAUGUUCACCAGGUCCAAAAUACAAAUGAGCAUGAGGAUUUGCAAGUGCUUGUUGUCAUAUCUCGUCCGCCUGUUAAAGUGUUCAUAUAUGAAAACUGGUCAAUGCCUCACUCUGCAGCGAAACUAAAGUUCCCCUUCUUUUGGGAUGAAGAAUGCCUUGAACUAGAACCACCUCCAAAGGAUGAGCUGUGAGACUUUG
Argentina anserina (silverweed cinquefoil) is the source of this 3076-nucleotide messenger RNA. Its product is annotated as putative ribonuclease H protein At1g65750. The record is from RefSeq and is a predicted model, not a curated record. Lineage: Eukaryota; Viridiplantae; Streptophyta; Magnoliopsida; Rosales; Rosaceae. Gene Ontology annotation, biological process: positive regulation of cell size; positive regulation of cell division; unidimensional cell growth. The coding region runs from base 1 to 3069 and encodes 1022 amino acids. The transcript has 7 exons. Gene Ontology annotation, molecular function: RNA-DNA hybrid ribonuclease activity; auxin binding; nucleic acid binding.